UAACGGAGCUUUGUAUUGCAACAACAACAACAAAAAGAUUAAAAUAGACCGUUUAGUAAUCAAAAAAGCAAGCCUCCAUCAGCCUUACUGAUGUGCAGGGGGGAGCCGUCUGUUCCAGGGUGCCGGGGUCACAAGGGAAGGGAACCUCUCUGGUCCUGGAUGGUGGGCUGCUCCCCGAACCUCAGCAGCCCAUCUACGGUUCACCGCCGCUGGCGGGCUCGGGUCUGCGGGCUGCAAAAACUUUCUAAAUCCGAGGAGGGUGGGCCUCUGUCUUGAAUGUGGCUGCCACACUGAGGCAUUAGGGUCACAUUUACCUCAGGAAAUAUGCGCGAUCCCAAUGAAUUUCUAGGCUACAAAAGAAGGGGGGGGGGGAUCAUAAGGCAUGAUUUUUAAACGUGACUUCAGUGAAAUCGAAUAGUCCCGAUUCCUCACGCUACUAAGCCGAGGGGGUUCAUUCCGCUCCCUGAGCGCGUCCAUUGCGCCGAUCCAUCCGGCCGGCUGGCGGGAACGUGGAAGAGUGACCGUGUUGGUCAUCUUUCAACUUCAAAUGUGUGGAAGUUUUAGUGGUUUAUCGUUUAUAAAAGUGUUUUUAUCGUGAAAAUCCCUAUGAAUAAGGGUCGGGGCAAACGAGGUGCGAUUUAUUCCUCAGAACUAUGCUGUGCUAUCAAGCUAAGGGGCAUGCAGUAUGGCGCAGACACAAGGACGAAUAACAAAUGUCUGACCUUGUGAUACGAGUGAGAUAGCAAGUCCUGCGAACGAGUCUUGCACAAAUAAAUGUUUUAAGAAAAACAGCAGCAGACAGGCAAACUUCGGUUCUCCAACAAGGCAGGCCAGAAGAGAGAAAUCCCGGCCCGUUAGAUGUAAACACCUGGGCAAGCCUUUCAGACUAUUGGUGUGAUUCAAUGCAGAUAGAUAAAGAGUAAAGGAGGCGAGAGUGGAUAUUGGACCACUGGAAAGUGACACUGGGAGAGGUAGUAAUGAAGGACAAAGAUAUGGCACUCAAAUUACGGUAAUCGGAUGAAAUGUGCUCAUCAAGCCCGGUGGACCAACGCUGGUCUUCGCAAUCAUCACCCGUGAAGAAAUAUCGCCAGGAAGAAGCCAGACUAGAAACAUCAAAGAGGAAAAUGCUCCCCCUGUGUCUUCUCCUUGGUGUUGCCUAACUGCAAAAACCAGACGUGUAUUCUGUAAUCAGCAGGUUUUUUUGUCCCCAAAACAACACGUGGAACGUAGGCUUUGGAAACUACCAAGCGGAAAUUUGGGAACUAACUUGGCAUCAUGUCAUCUGAAAGCUCUAAGGCUGAAUCAUCUAAAUAUAAUCAUAGAUUCUCGGUGUCACGAGAGAGACUUUUUCUAUCGAGUGCUUCCCUCAGGUGGUGGGAUAUGGCCACUCCUAAAAAAGCUCUCCAGGCGCUACUUGACAGGAGGUUCGAGCUUGUUUGCAAUGGUUGGGUUCCUGUCAGUACAGAACCACAACCAGACUUUCCGGACAAAGUAAGUGCCCCAAGGCGCUGGCGGGCGGGAGUUCGGGCCCAGGACCCCUGGAAGAAACUUGGAAUAUCGCCUAUCAGGCUGUUGUUCAGGGGGAGGGUGAACAUGGGGAAAGUUUGCGAUUGGUUCAUGCAGACCACAGAAACUCGGUCGCUGACUAUUGCGAAGAAGACAAGUUUUCGGAGGCAGCUGAGGGGCAAAGGAUUCCGGGCUGAAGGGCAAAGGAGAACUCGACUCGGUGCUACGAAGGCGCGGUCGGCCAAAACCCGUGCGAAGACUCGGGGCAGGAUGGCCUCGGGGAGGGGGCGGAGGAGGAACCUGGCGCGGCGAGAAGCGUCUGUGUGUAACCCGCAACUCGAUGGAUCGCAUAAUUGGUUGGGUCGCCAGCUGGAGGAGCGCAGGUAUAACCUGUGGCAACGGGAGCCGCCCCCCGCCACUGCUCAGAGCUCACAGAGCAGCCACAGCAGCGAGAGCGUAGCACCUACCGACGUCCCUGCACCAUCCCCAGUCACCUACGAUCCGCCUGUGAGCCCACCCGUGAUCUUCGUCAAAGGGACCCGCUACAAGAUGGUGCCGGUUGGCAACGCCUUGCCUACCUCGGAGAAAAUGCAAGAGACCAAGACACCAGGGGAGUCUCGGCCCCGCGAACCCUCCCAGCGGCCAGCACCGCCCCUCCUGGGCUGCCUGCGGGAGUGUUGGGUGCUGCUCAGGAACAUCGAGUUGCCCCGGAGUUCGGAACAGAGCCUUCCCUGGCCGGACCGGAAGGUGGCCAAGGUUGGCCGGGGGCGGAGACGACAAAGGGGGAGGAUAAACGCCCACCCAGACCUUGGUCGCAGCCGGCCUGGCUUUGCCCGCCGCACCCACAGGGUGGCCGGACGCCAACUCCCCAUUGGGACCGUCCCACCCCGGGACUUGUCCCCUCUACAAUCCCGGCCGGAUGGAGGACCCACGAUUCCCGUUCAACGGUACUGUGCAAUGCAGAAAGUGACGGUGACACAACAGGACGACCUCCUGGCGGACGUUCAUUGGCAACUGGUGGGUUUGAAAGAGUGCAGGGUCAUUCUGAGGAAGAUCAAAGUAUUGGAUGGGAGUCGUCGAAAUGGCUGUUUUGGUGGACUGCGCUCUAAGACAACUUCACCGUGCAAGCACCCAAAGCAAAACUUGCAAGGAAGGGGAGCCGAAGUUAAGCGCCCUUCUGAAUUUCAUGGUACCGCCUUCUGCGAGAAGAACCCAAAACGGUCGUUAGCAACAAGUAACCGUGGUGCAAGUGUAUCAGCCUUUGCAAAAGUACAGUGUUUUGAUUCCGUCAGUGAAACGUAUCCUCGAGCGUCCAUCAAAGAAAAGAGGGACAAUUUCAGGGACGUUCAGUGGAAGCAACAAGGUCUGAAAGAAUGCAAAGUAGUAUUAGAGAAAAUGUCACCUCUAGUUGGAAAUCGCUUCAUUAGUUUGGCAGAUGGUCCGCUAUUUAAAUUAGGUUGGAAUACUAUUAGAAAUAAAAGUAAUUGCCAAGAACUUUAGAGGAGAAAUGAUAAAAAAAAAAUGGGCUGUUGAAUUGUAGUUAGUCGGUAGGUGGACUUCGGUUAUUUUGACAUCAGAGCAAACCUUCACUGUUAUUCUGAAAUUCAGUUGUACAUUGAAUUGAUGGAAUCAAUGGACAUGUUUGCUCGCAGCCUUAUUGACCCACUGUGUAUAACUGACUUUAAUGAAGGCAUUAUUGAUCAAUUACAAGCUCUAGGGGCUGGCACGGAAGAAUGAAUUGAGAUGUAAGGAGGUGUUAUCGACACAUUUCCAUCUGUUGAGCUAGGUCAUAGAAUUACAAAUUAGUGAAGAUGGUGGUAGGAGGUGAUCAAACUGUCCACUAGGACUUAAAUUGACACGUGCACCUGUUAGUAUUUAGAAUGCCUUAACUAUCCAACAAAAACCUGAUGUGUAGUGUGGGUGGAAUUGGGGUUCACCUUGUUAUUUUGCCAGUGGAAGAUAGAAUGGUUUGAAAUGUUUACAAUGUUGCUGCUGAAGGAAGUUAAUCUAAAGCAUACUUAAAAUAGAUAUGUAUGAGUAAGUGUAAUUUAUCUAAAUUUUCUAAAAGCUUUCAAACUUUGUUUAAACUCACAAUUCCGGAGACUCAGGGUGAAAAACAAGCUAUAAAGUUGUUUUUACAAAUGUGAACAUUUUUGUUUAAUCUGUGUUUUGGGCAUUGAAAUGUAGCAGGUUUUCUCAAUUUAAAUAAAUUGCUAAUAAAUUGUUUUGUCAGAUUAUCAAAUGCCCCCCCCCAUGUAAUUGUAGUUUGAAUCUCUGUGAAAUCAUUUUGCUUAUAGGUUUAUGAAGUGCGAUUUUCAUAGAUAUUGCACAUUUUAAGAUAAUGUGAUCAGAACGUUGAAUUUUGUUAGAAAAGUUUGGAAAUGAAACCUGUGUGCCUCAAUCAACAUUUUUUUGGGCUUGAUUAUUAUAGUUUUUUUGAAAAUCUUAAAAUUUAUGGUUCCAAAAAAGCAGUAUAACAAGUCUCAAUGAUAUUUGAUUAAAAUACCUUAAUAGCAUUUUAAUAUUAGGGAAAAUCUGCAACAUGCACUGAUCCUGCACCUGUGAGAUUUCACUCAAUAUUGGUAUAUCUUUAUUUUAAACUGGGAUUAUUUAACCUCUAUCUCCAAUCUGUGACAAUAAACUUGAAGGGCAUCUAAAGUGGGUUUAACAUUCAAUGAAAAUGAGCUAUGCUACUAUUCUUCAGUGCUGGCAAGACUAUUAAGGCAUGCAGGAUAUCUGUAGUGAAAAAUGCAUUCAGUCACAUGCUGUGAAUUUGGUAAUGGUAAACUUUAGAAUUUUUUAAAAUGGCAAAAUAAAUGGUUUUGCUUCAGAAGGAGCUGACCUGUGUGGUGGAGAAGGAAUAAUUUUGUGGGCAGUCUCAUUUCCACAAGAGACCCAAUGUUGCAGAUUUCAUAAUUGUCUCUAACUGCAUCUAUAUUUUCAAUCUUUCAUAUAAUUAGUUUCAUACCAUUAUAUUUUAAUACACCUUUACACAAAGCUCAAAUUAGAACAUUAUGUUUUGUGUUUGUAGAUGCCCUAUGUCUCCUUGCCAAAGAGUGCAGUUGUGAAACAUGGCAGAGUAGAGUGAAACUGUUAAGCUCACACACCUGGCACAUGGUAUCAGACUAGCAGAUUUUCUGGAUUUAUAGUUAAUACUCCAACACACUAGAUACUUUUUUAGAUGUUAUACAGAAUAACAAAUCUUUCAGGGAAUACAGUAAGUUUACAGGGUGCACGUGAAACAAGGUUGGAAUUGGGGACCUGUCAGGUAAAAGGAGUGCGUGAAUCAGCACCUAAUGCACCAGAUCUUAAGCCGACUAGCUCUACUGGAGUUCUUCUGUACUAGAAAUUCCACACUGAAGUCCACAAAUCGUUUUGCAAUGUGAAUACUGAAAGGUUCUUCCUUUUGAGCAGAAUCUCAGCCAUGAACGACUGCUUCAAUUAUUAUAUUCUUCAGGUUCCUUGAAUGUGUGCAACGAAUGGAAAUGCAACAUUCAAUAUUUUGUUUGAUCUCAUACACAGACUGGAGAGGUAGUUUGCUCCUUGUGGAGUAGAACCCUGCCCAUUAUAUUCUCGGGUUGCAGGUGAAUAUGAUUCUGAAGGUAAUUGCUUAUUCUGGUAUAUGCCAGUUGCAGAUAAGGUACCUAUAUUUCUGCUCUUAGGGGGGUUUAAAAUGAUUUUGUAUGAAUAGAUGGAAAAUGACAACAUUGGAAAACUCCUGUCAAUAGUUAAGUAAGUUCUGUAUACAUUUUUGUUAAAUUGAUAAACAGAGCUAACAUAGGCCAUCUAACUAUCCAAGCCUGCUCAGCAGUUCAUUGAGAUUGUUGCUGUUUUGCCUCAUCACCACUUCCUGCACUAUCCCACAAUUCCUUAAUUUUCUUAAUACUCAGAAAUCUAGUAAUCUCUGUUCUGAAUGAAAGCCCUCCAUGCUAGAGGGCUUCGAAAAUCCCUAAUAGUUGGCACUAAAUGGGUGUUAAAAUUUCUUAUCCGUUCUAAACGGCCCCCUGCUUCUGAAGUUCUGCAUCACUCCCUGUAAGAAUUAAGUUUGUGUAUUGAGAUGCAGUGCAGAAUAGGCUCUCUGGUCCUUUGAGCCAUGCUGGCCUGCCAUCCCCCCAAUUUAAUCCUAGCUUAAUCAUGGGACAAUUUACAAUGGCCAAUUAACCUACCAACUGGUAUGUCU
Messenger RNA from Mobula hypostoma (lesser devil ray), 5686 nucleotides. RefSeq lists its product as uncharacterized. Gene Ontology annotation, cellular component: nucleus. NCBI's taxonomy places the organism in Eukaryota, Metazoa, Chordata, Chondrichthyes, Myliobatiformes, Myliobatidae. The coding region runs from base 1276 to 3006 and encodes 576 amino acids. Gene Ontology annotation, biological process: regulation of transcription by RNA polymerase II. The transcript is spliced from 3 exons. The record is from RefSeq and is a predicted model, not a curated record.